AAGGCAGCUAUUGGAUGAAAACACUGACAGACAGGUGGGGACAAUCUCAACAGCAAGGGAGAGUUGUAAAUGGCACAGUGACUCCAGUGAUCAGGAGCGGACUGGCCUUGUUUGAGGACAAAAUUACAUGGUGGGGGCAUGUACCCCCCCUCCUUGCCAGUGUUUGUACUGAGCAGCUGCUGGUGUGAGGGAGACGUACAGCAGGAAAUCCCGAGGGGGCGCUCAGACAGGGGACUGUGCUACUGUGAAGUGAAGCCCUUAUUAGGAGAGUAAAGUUGGACGGUGGGUUGAAGACUGUGUCCUGCAUGAACCCGAGCUAGCUGUGGAUGUGGGAUCCCGCUGUCUGGAUGGCCACUGUGUGUAAAUGAUGCUGCGCUCUUCCUGGGUGGCCGUGCAUGUUGCUGCUCUGUUAUCUGGGUGCUGCUGAGGGGUGUCUGAGCUGCCCCUGUACCCAUGCUGAGCUGAAUCCUAGGCUGGCACUAGUGCAGGAACAUGGGCACGGGGAUGUGCAGCAGCAGGAGGCAGAAGAGUCUGCUCCAUACAGGCUUCUGUUUGCUGUUAGUGCUGGCCUUGGCCACCGGCAUCUUCCUAUACAAUCAUAUCGUACAGAAAGCCAAGAGCUCAGAAGCCCUGGCCCUGAGAAACAAGCAGCAGCAGGAGGCUCUGUCUGCCCAGCUACAAGUGGUCUAUGAACACCGCUCAAGGCUAGAACGUUCUUUGCAGAAAGAAAGGAGUGAACACAAGAAGACAAAAGAAGAUUUUCUGGUCUAUAAACUAGAAGCACAGGAGGCUCUGAACAAGGAGAAGCAAGAUUCCAUGAAUCGCUAUGGGGCUCUCAGCUCACAAAACAAGAUUCUCAAGAACCAGCACGAUGACCUUAAGAAGCAGUUCUCAGAUCUGCAAAAUGAGCACAGCAAUCUGAAGCUGGAACAUCGCAAAGCACUAGAGACCCACGGUCAGAGACUUUCUCAGGUGCAGAGGGACAAGGAGAAGGAGAUGCUUGGGCUGCAAGAUACAAUACUUAAGCUGCGUGAAGAAAGCAAGCUCCUCAGGAAGGCUCAUAACGAUGUCCACACGCAGCUCCGCAAUGCACAGAUGCAGAUGGAUGAAUUUCGGCAGCUUAAGGACGCAUUGAAGAAAAUGCCAAGUUUUAAGAACUCAGUUCCUGAAACUGAAAACCUGCAGUUGCCAUCCAAUAAACAGGUUUCUCAGUUGAAUGAUGCAUCUCAGAACCGCCUGGGAAAUUAUAGGUUUAUGGCUGAUCGGCCAAUACCUGGAGCAGAAAUGAAGAGGGUUUCACAUGGGCCUCUUCACAAACAGGACGGUGCUGUCUUUCAAAGUCCCUCAGAAGGGGUGACCCCUCAUGGAUCAUGGUCACAGAAUGAGAGCAUCAGUCACGUAGUACGAAUUGCCAGAACAGUAAACAGCCUGCAGAGUCUGAAGAAGGAUACAAACCAACAAGUGAUCCAGAAGGCUGAAGAAAGGCAAGACAUUGUUCCUGGGAUUGAGUUUAUUAGUGAUUUGCCAGCUGCCCCGGGCAGAGAAAGGCUUAAAGUUAGGAUUGUGACUGCCAAGGAACAGGUGCCAAUUCAGAGCUGGCAAGCCAUUGUCAACAAGGUGAAUGCCAGGAUGACAGAAGAAGACAUCAGAUUUGGCGCUAGUGAUGCUGCUGCCAAGUUGGAGAUGAGUAAUGCCAAUGUGCCUGUGGAUAAAUGGGACAAAGAGGCGGCACUUCCACCCAGUUACAAAAAGGCAGAAAAUAAUGAAGAACUGGAAAUGGAUGCCGGGAUGAUUGACAGAGAAGAAAACCUGCAGUCUCGGAAGCAGCACGUCGUACAGGAGCCAUUGGUUCCAGAUGAUGCUGCUGAUCCAGCCAAAGAUCCUAACAAUCAGGGGGAAGAUGAGUUUGAGGAGGCUGAGGUCGAUAGGCCUGAAUUUAAUCAUAAAGCAUCUCCCGCCGAGCAGCUGGUUCAGCCUCUGGCAGCAAAGGUGGCACAUGAAGCUGAGAGAUCCAGAGAAGAACCAGAAGACCACUACCAGGAUGACCAAGAACAAGACAUUGAGGAACAUGGCGGGGAGCUUGACAAUGGGGAUGAUUUGGAUGAAGAUCACAAAAGGGCAGAUACCCAAGAUAUAAAAAGCAAGAGAGAUGACUAUUACUGACUUGUUUUCUUAACUCCAGCACUGACAUAGAGAGAGAAGGAGGAUAAAGUGUCCCUUAGGGCAGUGCUGUAUGUUAUUUAUGCACUGCAAAGAGGACACUGCCGGACAGAAUGCUGCUUCUAGGGACAGGAGCCUGACACUCUGCAAGCGCCGUAUGGAGCCUCAUUUAUUAUGCUGGACUGUGGCCAGGCCACUCAGAGACUGGUGGUUCUAUUAACCCACGCGCUUUCACUUUGUUUCUCACCACGGAGAGAUCCCUGCAGGCAGUCCUGCUCUGUUGAACUUGUGCCUGCAUAUUUUUCUAGGGAUGUCAAGACCAGCAAAGCCAUUAUUGCAAAAAUGAACCUUUGUUUAAGUGUUCAGUGUUGUUUGUCUGUUAUGAAUUAUUCUCCAAUACAAAUCCAUUUUUUUAA
Messenger RNA from Xenopus laevis (African clawed frog), 2576 nucleotides. RefSeq names its product Golgi integral membrane protein 4. The transcript has 15 exons. The record is from RefSeq and is a predicted model, not a curated record. Bases 493 to 2163 code for a protein of 556 amino acids. Lineage: Eukaryota; Metazoa; Chordata; Amphibia; Anura; Pipidae.